CACUAUCAUUAUCAUUAUCAUUAAUAUACCCUAGUUACUGUAAAAUCUAUGUUGAAUGAGAGCAGUAACUGUGUAUAUGUUGCAAUUAACCAACCAGGUUGUCCUUGGAUAGAUUCUGAAGAUAUUGUCAGAAAUUCAGGGAUGUGGGCCCGGAUGUUAAGUGUUGGUUUCUACCCUGUUCGAACCAAGAUGUUUCCGAAAGGAUUUAUCAUCUCUGUAAUACCAGUGUUUAACUCCAGUGAAUGUAGAACGCUACCGUUAAAGUUUAACACAAGUUUUGUGAACACAAUGUCAAUUAAGGUAGAGAAAACUCUCAACAGCUACUCUUUACCGAUAGGUUCAGCAGUGGGUGUUGUCACUGCAAUCGGAGUUCUGGUUUUGUUCUUUGUUGUAGCAGUUUGGAAGGCAAACAUGGAACCUUCCAUUGAAGUAUAUGAUGAAAACGAAGCCGUAGAAUUGAACGGAAAUAGUGAAGCUGGGAACCGACGAGCGGGGAACGCGACAUUAAAAACACGCGGCAGUGUAGAGAGUGAAGUAGGACCUGAGAAUGCGUAUAGAAAAGUUCUGGUCUCUGAUAUGCGUGCUAUACUGAAAGAUCGGCCUGGACACAAGAGUGAGCAUCUCCAGCAUGCUAUCGACAGGAUAGCAGAGAAGGAUCUUCGUCUAGUAGAUCUACUCAAGCUUAGUGAGAACCCUUGGCAUAGGUAAAAUAUCUUAAUCAAG
Eurytemora carolleeae is the source of this 723-nucleotide messenger RNA. RefSeq lists its product as uncharacterized. Bases 49 to 708 code for a protein of 219 amino acids. Gene Ontology annotation, cellular component: membrane. The record is from RefSeq and is a predicted model, not a curated record. NCBI's taxonomy places the organism in Eukaryota, Metazoa, Arthropoda, Copepoda, Calanoida, Temoridae. The transcript is spliced from 8 exons.